CUGAGCGUUGGUCACGGAGAGAGUGUGCUAUACGCUGUGUGCUAUACGAUUCAACGCCUCAACAAAGAAGUAGAACGCAAUUCGGAAGAAAAAUGACCGGAAUUUUCGCGCAGCUCUCUGCGGGCGAACCGGGCUCGCUGUCCGGCGAACACCCGGACAAGCCGCAGGUCGGAACAGGAACGCUGCCGCCGUCGCCACCGGCGCCGGCCACGGUGCUGUCACUGGACGACCCCAUACUGAGUGACCGUGCCUCGGGCGGUUUUCUGCUCCUAGGGGACACGCCGGCCGCCAAACGCAUUCGUUUGCGCAUCAUGCAACUAGUGUCCAAUGCCCUGGCGUUGGCCUUCAUACGGCCGCAGUACUACGAUGUGGUCGCGCUUAUCACGCUGUUCCUGCUGGUCAACGCGUUCGUUAUCUCGGCCGUGCUCCUCGCGGAUCUGCACUACGGCGGUCGGAUUCUGCGCCGCGUGCUGCCCCUGCUCAAGUGGGAGCAGCUGGAGCUGCGCUUCUCGGCCUACACCGGGCUGGCGCUGUUCGUGCUCUGCUACGCGCUACUGUUCACGCACAAGGGCUACGGCGGGGAUGUCUGGUGCAACUGGGUGUCGAUCUCGUUCACGCUCAAGUCGGCCCUGAUGUACGGCGCCGAAGCCUGGCACCAUCUGCGGCACAUCUACGGCGGACGCCAGCUGGUGGCCUAAUGCGGCGCCGUGGCGUGCAAAGCGAUCGCGAUUCGCAAACUUUAGCGUGCCGCGCCGUGCUAGCGAACGGUGGCUCCCUCUGGUGCCGACCGGAAGCUUUACGCAAAUAUAACCUAUAUAUAACCCGCUCCGGAUGUGUGUGAGUAUAUCUGCUACCGCGUACUACACAGGAGAAUAAAUGCUACACU
Anopheles cruzii is the source of this 886-nucleotide messenger RNA. RefSeq lists its product as uncharacterized. NCBI's taxonomy places the organism in Eukaryota, Metazoa, Arthropoda, Insecta, Diptera, Culicidae. The transcript is spliced from 2 exons. The record is from RefSeq and is a predicted model, not a curated record. Bases 93 to 698 code for a protein of 201 amino acids.